Messenger RNA from Culicoides brevitarsis, 1334 nucleotides. Its product is annotated as protein artichoke-like. NCBI's taxonomy places the organism in Eukaryota, Metazoa, Arthropoda, Insecta, Diptera, Ceratopogonidae. The transcript has a single exon. Gene Ontology annotation, molecular function: protein binding. Gene Ontology annotation, biological process: cell surface receptor signaling pathway. Bases 19 to 1287 code for a protein of 422 amino acids. Gene Ontology annotation, cellular component: plasma membrane. The record is from RefSeq and is a predicted model, not a curated record.
UCAGUCAAUUGUUUCAAAAUGUUCCAUAAAUUAUUCAUAAUCUUGUAUUUGUCGCUGUUAAACCAAAGUGUCCUUGGAAAAACCUUCAAGUGCACGGAAAAGGAAGAAGGAAUUUGUCUCUUCAGUCAUGUCUUCUUAGGAGGACCUGACAACACCUUUUACGCCAACACAGAUCCCGAAGUUGUUGAAACUAUAAUUUUCCAGGAGAGUGACUUGCAAAUUUUACCAAACUCGAUUUUCAAAGCGUUUCCAUAUGUGGAGACUUUUGUCGCUAUCAAUGCUUCAAUUAACGCUUUUAACUAUCACGCGUUUGAGCAUGCGACUGAAAUGAAGACCUUGAAUGUGAGUCACAACGAGAUUCAAUCUUUGGUGAAAAGUAGCUUUGAUGGGGCACGAAAGCUGGAGGUGAUUAAUAUCAGUAACAAUGAAAUUCGUUCGAUAGAUCAGGAUACUUUUGCGAGUCUGAAGUUCCUGAAAUGUUUGGAUUUAUCCUCGAAUCUACUACAAUCUCUUCCUAAGAAAGUUUUUUGUCACAAUUCGCAUUUGAUGCAUCUUGAGUUGGGUCAUAAUCGAUUCCAUAGCAUUGAACCUAGCAUCUUCUUUGACAACCCGAAUUUGCAUUAUCUCUUUCUGGAAGGAAAUCGCAUCAAAGACUUGUCUCUGAUAUUUUCCGUUAAUUCUUUGUAUCAAAUUGAAACUCAAGCAAAUGGGAUGAAACAUUUAGCUCUAUCUGCAAUGGAAUUUUCCUAUCCAAUGCUCAAGCUGAAUAUCAUAGCUUCCAAUAACGAACUUGAAGGAGUUGCUAUAAACAAUUUCCACGUCCAAGAAGUAUCUUUAUUCAACAAUUCCGUGAAAAAUAUCAACUUUUUGUGUGAUGAUGCCUUUUUAACUUUGGAACGUCUUGACUUGGAACAAAAUGAGGUGAAAUACAUCAACUACGACUGUCUCAAUCGGAUGACUGGGCUAACUGAAUUGAAUCUCAGUGAGAAUCAAAUUACGGAUUUUGAGCCAAAACGUUUGAACUUGCUGAGAAAUUUGCAGAUUUUCUACACUUUUGGUAACAAGUUGCCGCAAAUGAAGGCGAAAGAAGUUGUAAAUGCCUUUCCAGACAUCAAGGUCAUCGAUAUCAGUAGCGAAAAACUUCAUAACAAGCCAAUUAUUGUCCAUACCGAGUACCGUAACGAGCCGUUGAUGAAAAAGACAGCAGCAGCAAUGAACGUGGCUUCGACGAAAGCAGCAACAAAAAUACUUGUUAGUAUUUUUAUUUUGCUGAAGAUGUUUUAUUAACAAUAUUUUCGUAUAUAAAUAUUUUUUUAGAUGAAGGUUAAUUUGCA